Messenger RNA from Sorghum bicolor (sorghum), 4105 nucleotides. Its product is annotated as pto-interacting protein 1. The record is from RefSeq and is a predicted model, not a curated record. Gene Ontology annotation, biological process: protein phosphorylation; cell surface receptor signaling pathway. Lineage: Eukaryota; Viridiplantae; Streptophyta; Magnoliopsida; Poales; Poaceae. The transcript is spliced from 9 exons. Gene Ontology annotation, cellular component: plasma membrane. Gene Ontology annotation, molecular function: protein serine/threonine kinase activity; ATP binding. The coding region runs from base 697 to 3603 and encodes 968 amino acids.
UGUCCUAUUAUAGCGAAACCCAUACGUUUGGGACCUAUAAUGGCAAAUUUCUCCGUUUCACAUGUUCUGCUCGAGUUUCUGAAUCUGCCGGACAGCCGGAGGGUGGUUUCGCACCGAUUCUCUUCAGUCUUCCAUAUGUGUUAUCAGAUUGUAGGCCAGCCAAACGAGUUUACAAAGUGAUUUUGAUUCAUCACCUAAAAAAUUUCUCGAGAGAAUCUAGAUCUGAAGUAUUUCUACAAGAACUUGGGAUUGAGGAACGGUGAGGAGUGAAAAGAAAAGGGUAUUAGACCAUUUCCAUUCACAAAACGGGGAGUCACGGUCACUCCCCCAGCCCCUCGAAAACGAGAUCUGGUGUUCUCUAUACCUUGGUCCAUUGGUCGAUAACUCGAUAUACGCCGCCAUGAAUCUUCCUGGGGCGCUCCGGUGCUGCAGAAUGCGAGUCCCAGGAGGUCAACGCCACGAUGGCUGGCCGUGGGGCACUGCCGCCGGCUACCAGGAGCGGCGGCGGCUUGGGCUGGCUGAUUCGUCAGCGCAGGCUGUGUGUGGCGGCAGCGGGCUGUUUCCGCCUCAAGUCUGGUGUCAUGAGUAAUGCGGCAGAGUUGUCAUUCAGAUAACGUGUUAUAUGUUACACUCGAGUUUACACUGUGGCAGGCAAGCAACCACCCAUAGCAUUCCUAUCACUGUGCUUGGUUGCACAUGGAUCACCAAGGGGACAAUCUUAGAGAUUUCUUUCAAACUAAUGGGCGUCAGGUGCUUCAAAGAGUGGAAAACAACUACAGCUUGAAAUAUUUCACAGAAAAUGAGAUACGAAACAUAACCGAUGGGUAUAAGUAUAUUCUGGGAAGAGGUGCAUUUGGUGAGGUCUACAAAGGAACGCUAGAAGACCAAUCCUCUGUUGCUGUGAAGAGAUAUAUACAUGGGACCCACAAAGAGGUGUUUGCCAAGGAGGUGAUAGUGCACUCUCAAAUAAACCACAAGAAUGUUGUCAGACUCGUGGGCUGCUGCACAGAAGAAAAUUCUCUAAUGAUUGUCAUGGAGUUUAUCUCUAACGGGAACCUUGACAGCAUACUUCAUGGCAGCAGCACUAACAGUCGGGUUCCCUUCCCUUUGGACAGAAGAAUAAAAAUUGCCAUUGAGGUUGCUGAAGUAUUGGGGUGCAUGCAUUCCAUGUAUAGUCCUGUUCUUCAUGGUGACAUCAAACCAGCUAACAUACUGCUAGACAAAAAUUUUACACCAAAGAUAUCAGAUUUUGGAAUUGCAAGGCUCCUUUCUGCUAAUGGGCCCCAGCAAACUACUACUGUCAUUGGUUCCAUAGGUUACCUUGAUCCAGCAUACUGUGAGAGUGGAAUUCUAACCCCAAAGAGUGAUGUUUACAGCUUUGGAGUGGUUUUGCUGGAAGUUAUCACAAGGAAAAAAGCAGUGGAUGGGGCCAUUACCCUUGCUCAAAGUUUUAAUGAGGCUCUUACAAAAGGGGCAGAUGUGCAGCACAUGUUCGAUGAGGAAAUCAGUGUUGCAGAAAACAAGAAGUUUCUUAUAGACAUUGGACAGUUAGCAGCUAAAUGCUUGCGGAGGGACGUUAAAACACGUCCUGAAAUGGUUGAAGUAGCUACUAGUCUAAGGAUGAUCAGGAAAGCUAUGCAGACAGAGCAGGAUGUACUGUUAGCAGGAUACCAAUUUGGAGAUCUAAAAAUUUUCAAUAAAACCGAAAUGAAAAAAAUGACAAAAAACUACAGCAUGGCCUUUAGGAAAACAACGUUUGAAUGUCUCUACAGUGGAGUCCUCGGCAAAAAAUGUCCAAUUAUAGUAAGACAACUUAAGAUAUGUUCAGAAACUGACAGAGAGAUAUUUCUGAACACUAUGAGCAUAUUGAGUCAAAAGAAUCACAAAAAUGUUGUGAAUGUUGUUGGCUUCCACUUAGGGAAAUCUAGUUUAGAGUGUGUAUAUGAGUCUUCCUGUGACCUAUACAAGACAAUGUUUGGCUCUAUAUCGUUUUCUAACAGAAACCUUUAUGACACUAUCUGCUCCAUGGAAAAACUUCCUCUUCAUCAACGUUUGUCAAUAGCAGUCCAGUGUGCAGAGGGCCUGGUUCAUAUCCAUUCAUUAGCAGCUGAAAAUCCUGAUUCAUGUGGCACCAGCCUCUUAGGAAACUUCAGAUCUGCCAAUAUAUUUCUAGACAAGAACUUUGUCCCAAAAAUCUUCAAUGUGAACCUGUCAACAUUUGUUGGAAGUUUAGUUGCACCGGAAAAUAUUGUGUUUCCUAUGCAUGACAAUGGACCAGAAAACUAUUAUUCAGACCCAAGGAAUGCUUCUGGUCAACUUUUUAACCAAAAAUCUGAUGUUUAUAGUUUUGGAGUUGUUCUUUUAGAGCUCAGCACUUGGAAGACAGUGAGAUACAUGUAUGAUGGUAGGGCGCAUGUGCUUACCACGGACUUCCUUGAUUCUUAUACAAGAGACCGUAAUGCAAUUAAAAAUUUUGGCAAGGUUUGUGAUGAACAUGAGGGGCACUUUGUUCAUGAGGCCAUUGCCAAUGCCAUUGAUUGCUUGCAACUUGAUAUCCAAAUGAGGCCAGAAAUGAAUUAUGUACUUUCCCGUCUCCAGAUCAUUGCUUUUGGAAGCAAACUCGCUGCUGGUAGUAACAAUAAACCUAGCCAACGCACGUGUCCUGCCCCUAUUAGCAACACUGAUAAACCUCAUCCAAGUCUCAUAUCGACCAUUUCCCUGGAGGAACUGAAUGAAGUAACCAGGAACUUCAGUGAUGAUGUACUUAUAGGACAGGGGCAAUUCGCCAAAUGUUUCCUGGGAAUUCUUAAAGAUGGUCAGAAUUUUGCUGUAAAAAGGCUCAGCACUUCUAGAGAAAUUCAAGUACAGGUUCCGACUAUUUUAAGAAUGUGUUACCAUGAUAACGUUGUGCAACUUCUUGGAUAUUUUCUUGAAGGGAACACCCGUGUUGUUGCUUAUGAGUAUGCACCAAGGGGCUCCUUGCACGAUAUUCUUCAUGGUAAAAAGGGUGUCAAGGGAGCCCGACCAGGACCACCUCUAUCAUGGUUGCAGCAUGUGAAGAUUGCCUUAAGUGCUGCAAAAGGCCUCGAGUUCCUCCAUGAGAAGGUUGAUCCUCCCAUCAUUCACGGCAACAUCAAGUCCAGCAACAUACUUCUCUUUGACAAUGAUGUUGCAAAAAUAGGUGAUAGUGGUGUCUCAGUAGCCCCUUGGUCGCAUGAUUAUUACGGCUAUACUACUGUGUGGCGCAAGUCCGAUUCUUUCUGGGAAGCACCUGAGUGCGCAAAGAAUAGAGAGUAUAGCACAAAGAGUGAUGUCUACAGCUUCGGGAUUGUACUGUUGGAGCUUUUAACUGGCCGUAAAGUAAUUGAUUAUACAAUGCCACAUGACCAGUGGAGCCUAGUUACAUGGGUGCAGGCUACACAAAGGCUUAGAAAAGACAAGGUGGAACAGUACAUAGAUCCAAGGCUUGGAGGAGGAUACCCACGGAAGGCUGUCAGCAAGAUGGCUGCUGUUGCUGCCCUGUGCUUACAGGACGAGCCAGACUACCGGCCUAGAAUGAGCAUCGUCGUCAAGGAUCUGAGCCCGUUACUGGACAGCAAGUGAAGAAGUAACCAUCCCUGCAUUGUUGAAGCACCUGGAAUGUAAUUUCAUUGUGUCAUUGCGAGUUCAAGAUUACACUCGCAGGGGUUUCGUGCAGGUGAUUGGUGUGGAACAGAAUCACAUUACUGCAUUCCCUUAGACUUGGAAACUUUGCUUUGUUUCAGAAACUCUGUACAUAUUACUUAGACUUGUUACAAUGGAUCAUCGUCCUGAUCUGAUGCAUCUGUGUGCAAAUGCUGAAUCAUAUUGUACAUGAUUAUUACUCGGGUUCUGUUAGGUUAGGACUGCAUCUCCACAAGUGUCUCCUACAGCUGUGUUGCCGGGCAAGGAACAGGCUUGGCGCGUGGAAGGAGGACACGGGCUGUCAAGAGGAACAUGUAAUAGGUCCUGCUAAGCGUAGUGGCGUGUGGGUAUUAGUAUGCUGGUGUGCGUGAUGCAGAGGCAUCGAACAGAACUGUAACAAAACUCUGUUUCCUACCUAAGCAGACCUCGUCUCGUCUCGGCC